Messenger RNA from Dromaius novaehollandiae (emu), 3787 nucleotides. It is a transcript of the gene WARS2, whose product is annotated as tryptophanyl tRNA synthetase 2, mitochondrial. Gene Ontology annotation, molecular function: tryptophan-tRNA ligase activity; ATP binding. Gene Ontology annotation, biological process: mitochondrial tryptophanyl-tRNA aminoacylation. The coding region runs from base 500 to 1561 and encodes 353 amino acids. NCBI's taxonomy places the organism in Eukaryota, Metazoa, Chordata, Aves, Casuariiformes, Dromaiidae. The transcript is spliced from 7 exons. Gene Ontology annotation, cellular component: mitochondrion; mitochondrial matrix. The record is from RefSeq and is a predicted model, not a curated record.
CGGAGCGGCGCCGCGCAUGCGCGGUAGCUGCGGUGGGCAUAGGGCAGGGCAGAGGGGAAGGUCGGCGGGCUCAGCCCCCGUUCCCCUAGGGAGCUGUCCGGCGCCCUGGUGGGUCCAGGCCGAGGCCUGCCGGGAAAGGCAAGGCUGACACGAGCGCUCUGCAGGGUCGAGGAAAUCCGCGUGUGAACCCACGCUGGGAGAUCACUGACAGAGCCCUAUCACUGCCGGCGGGGUUAAGAUCGGUGUUGUGGUGCGGGGAAGGUAUUAAGAGAAAAGGAUCCUUCUGGGUCUGUGUGCCCACUUCGAAGCUAAUUAAGGGUGUGGUAGGGUGUGAAUCUAGGCAGCAGUGGCUGCUCUUGACUGGCUCCAGGUGUGCGUGCAUACUCCAAGUAAUUCUAAAGCUGCUACAGUUUGUGCAUGUACAAAUCCUAAAUCCUUGUCCUGUGAAGAAUGUCAUGGCUUGAACCAUGGAGAAAAGGUGGUAUACCAGAGUGUUGUCAUGGAUCGGAUUUUCUCUGGUAUUCAGCCAACUGGGACGCCUCAUCUGGGCAACUACCUUGGAGCCAUCCAGAACUGGGCGAGGCUGCAGGAACAAUCCAGCUCGGUGUUAUAUAGCAUAAUGGACAUGCACUCUCUAACUAUGCCUAAGGAGCCGGCUGUCCUGCGCCGGAACAUACUGGACACCACUGCUGCCAUCCUUGCCUGUGGUAUUGACCCAAAGAAGUGUUUCCUGUUCCGACAGUCACUGGUUCCUGAGCAUGCUGAACUUGCCUGGAUUCUUGGGUGCUUAACUAAUGUGCCACGUUUACUACGCUUACCCCAGUGGAAGAUGAAGUGUACCAGCCAGAAUAAUGAAGGAACCGUUGGUUUGUUGACCUACCCUGUGCUUCAAGCAGCAGAUAUUUUGCUGUACAAUGGCCAGCUAUCUGAAUAUGGAACCAUUUUGGCAUGUGGAAACAUUUCUUUUGACCGGCUUAAAGUGUAUCGAUUAUGGUCGACACAUGUUCCUGUUGGAGAAGAUCAAGUCGUGCACCUGGAACUAGCCCAAGAUAUAGCACAACAUUUCAACAAGAAAUAUGGAGAAUUCUUUCCUGUGCCCAAAGCCAUUUUAAGUACAACAAAGAAGAUAAAGUCCCUCAGAGAUCCAGCAGUGAAGAUGUCUAAGUCAGACCCACAGAAGUUAGCUACUGUUAGUGUAGCAGACAGCCCUGAUGAGAUAGUGCUGAAAUUUCGUAAAGCUGUGACUGACUUUACGUCUGAGGUGACCUACGAUCCAGUGAGUCGUCCUGGUGUCUCUAAUCUGGUGUCCAUUCAUGCCGCCAUAACAGGACUUAGUAUAAAAGAAGUGCUGCACCAAUCUGCUGGUCUCGACACUGCUCGCUACAAAAUGGUGGUAGCAGAGUCAGUUAUUCAAAAAUUUGCACCUAUCAGGAAUGAAAUCAAGAAACUCCAGGAAGACAAAUCCCAUCUGAUAAAGGUUUUAGAGGAUGGAGCAGAGAAAGCCAAAGAACUGGCUGCCCCCAUCUACCAAGAAAUAAGAAGACUGGUGGGAUUUCAGUAAAAACUGAUGAAUGGUUGCAAGGACUUUUUUUUCCCCCUGGGGCAGCCAUUUUUUUGUUUGCAUCUUCUUAAUCAUUUCAGUUUGAAACAAAAACUUGUAUCCUGGAAAAUCAAAGUAGACUAUCAAAGUUUUUGCAUCAAAAAUGUGCAUAAAGCCAGUUCUUCCUAGUGGGACCAGCAUCAAGCUAGUCUGUAUGGUCAAAGGAGGAAGGUGCAGGCAAUCACAAUUCACAGAGAAAUUCCACAAAAGCGGGAUAGCAAGUUUGCCCAGCUGGGGCUUGUUUUUUGUUGUUGUUUUUUUUAUUGACCACUGCAAAAAGCUGAGUUAUAGGCAAGGUAAUUAGAAUCUAGCAGAAAGAGUUGUAAUCUUCUUGAGAACCUUUCUUACUGUGCAUACAGUCUUGGUCUUGUUACAGAAAGACAGCUCAUCCCAUUGAUGGUUAUCCUGCUUUGAUAUGGUAGUAGAACGUGUUCUUGGAUAACCAGAAUAAAAGCAUGAACUUUGACAAAUCAAAAUGCUCAGGGCAUUGGUAAUGGAGAGAGAACUUAUUACCUCUUCCUGUCGCCUCUGCAAACUCAGUCUGAUUUCAUAUCUGCAUCUAGUUUGUGUGAAGUGAGUUAGUCUGUCUUAUCUAAUAUAUGUACACCCAUAUUGUAAAAGCCUCUGUAACUACCAUGCUAGAUGGCCUCUCUGACAGUCAGUCCAAAGAAUCCAGUGAUUGAGAAUUUUUUUUCUGACACCGGUGCCAUCCUGCUGGUCAGGUCUGAGGUACUUUGGCAGGAAACCACAUGUACCACAGCUGCUCCUUUUCUACCUGUUAUUUGGUUAUGCAGGGAACUCCAGGAUUGUCAACUCAGCAUCGAGUCUAGGAUUCCUUUAAAAAACAGGCAGGGGGAAAGAUGUUAUCCUGGGUGGAGGAGAUUUUCAGUUGAGAAAUCAGAGAACUGUCUGUAAAAUUUACAAACUUAUUUGUUUAAAAAAGUGUGCUGAAGUCAGAGCCAGAACCAUGGUCAAAAUAUUUUGUCAAAAUGGGAUUAAAUGGAUUUUUAUGAGGUUUCACUACUGAUCCUGGAGAAAGAUCCAUAAUGAGUUAGUCUCUGCUGAUCUUAUGCCUGACAAGUCCCACUGAUUGGGAUUUACAGACCAUGUCAUUUGUUGGGGAGUGUGCAGCAAAGGGGAACUAUCAGAAGGAGACACUCUCUCCUGAAGAGCAGGUAGUAGUACAUGCUCAAAGCUAACUAAAGCCUUAAUUGUCCUGCGCCAGCACGUUCAUCCUGUGCAAUUGCACUGGUGCUCUGCAUUUGAAACUGCUAUAAUGAAAUGUAAAUUGAGUUCAUUUAGUACUCUGGAAGCUUACAACCAUGGCAGCUACUGGAAAGAGGGAAGUCAGUGUCUAUGAAAUAUGCCUAUGGCAUUUGUCACAGCUGACAGCAGCCUAACAUGACUGAGUCAGUAAAACUGCCUUUUAUCCAUGUAAUGCAGAUUUUUUUUUAAAGCUAUGUCGUUUUUAAUUAGUUAUCACAGUGAGGUGAUUCAGAAAUGUUUUUUUUUUAAUUUUGCAAAAGACGUAGUCAUAGACUGGAUGUUUAGGAUUCUGCACUGAGACCUGUAUUUGUUUGUUAAGGAUCUGAAUAAAGAGAACCAUGAAGCAAGAACCUGAUGAUGACAAAGUCAAGACUAGAGGAGCAGGGUGGUGGAGAGAACAACGAGAAACCAAACUCAGUGUAGACAAGUCUAAGGUAAUGUCCUCUGGAAAGAGUAAGAGUAUUCCUGAAUAUUCCCACGUCUCAAAAUAGCUGUAGCAGAUUGGGAAGGGGCAGAGGUAUUGCUGUGCAUAUUUACUUUUGUAAACCUUCCUUUUGUCAGUAUUUAACAACAGAUCUAAGAAUUCAUUAGUUUGCACAGGAACUAGGAGAAAAAAACUAAGACACUCAUCAAAUACAGUUAACAUUAAAGAUAAAGGCAUACUGGGUUCACUUAACUCCCUUCUGUUUGUAUCACACCUUUAACCUGGUGACCAGAGAGGCUGAGGGAUUUUAUUUUUACAAUCUCUUUAACCCUAUUUUGAGGACUAAUAUUAGCAUAGAGAGGAAGACAAAAGGAGGAACAUGAUAGAGGUAAGUUAAAAUAAAUGGUGUGGAGAGAGUUUUGUUACUUUUUGUAGUGUCCACACAAAAUACAUGCAAUGGAAUUUAAAAGUCAAAUGAAUAAAUGUUUAUAAAGAUA